Molecule: messenger RNA, 1329 nt
Organism: Oryza brachyantha (malo sina)
Lineage: Eukaryota; Viridiplantae; Streptophyta; Magnoliopsida; Poales; Poaceae
Product: WAS/WASL-interacting protein family member 3-like
Exons: 1
Coding region: 34-1074 (346 amino acids)
Source: RefSeq, a predicted model, not a curated record
AUCGUCGCCGUUGAUGCGCCGCCGCCGCCGGCAAUGGCCACCGCCGCAGUGAAGUCGCCGGAGCCGCCGUUCGCGUUCCAUCACGCCCCCCUCCCGCCUCUGCUGGACUGUGGGGAGGAGGAUGACGAGUUCGAGUUUAGCAUCCCCGCCGCAGCGGCCGUGCUCUCGGCCGCUGAUGAGCUGUUCUCUGGGGGCAAGCUCGUGCCGCUUCUCCCGCCGCCCCUUCCGCGUGCAUCCCCGCCGUGCUCACCUCCGGCGUGCUUGGAGGUUCCCUCUGAGCCGGCGUCUCCUCGCGCCCCGCGGUGCUCUGGGCAUCGGUGGCGCGAUCUGCUGCUUCUGGUGUCGGCCAAGAAGACGAGCGCCGGCGACGGCGAGAGGAAGGGUCGUAUGGGGGAGGAUCUGAGGCGGGGGGAAGCGUUCGUCCAGCCGCUCCUCUCGCGGGCGUCGUCGUCGUCCUCGUCGGCCUCGUCGUGCGACUCUGGGAGGAACGCGCGACGGCCGCCUCAGCCGUCGUCGCGCUCCCCGCUGCGGACGCGCUCCGCGCCGGUGGCGAGCCUCCUCCACCUCAUGUCCAAGAGGCAGACCGGCGACAGCAAGAGAGGCGCCCCCGCCGCGGACGCGCCCCUGAGUCGCCGUGAGCCGCAGCACGCCGCCCACCCGUUCCUGACCCGCGUCUCCUCGUCGUCCUCGGCCUCCUCCUCCGACUCCAGCAGCCGGAACUCCCGCUCGCCGUGGCACCCGCCUGGCCCCGCGCGGCCGCCGCCGGCGGUGGCCGCCGAGAGCCCGCGCGUGAGCGCGUCCGGCCGCGUGCUGUUCCGCGGCCUCGAGCGGUGCUCGAGCUCGCCGGCGACGGCGGGCAUCGGCCCGCGGCGGCCGCGGCCGAGAGGCAUGGAGCGCUCCUUCUCGGCCAAUGUGCGGGUGGAUCCGGUGAUCAACGUGUUUGGCUUCGGCCACCUGUUCUUGCCAUCUUCGCCGGCCAAGGAUAAAAAGACCGACAAGGACAGGGACAUCGCCGGCGGCCGGAGGAACAGGCCGGCGAAGCUGGCAAUGGUGCUGAGAGAUCCGCAAGAUUAGGUGCUGGACAUGCUGGAAAUAAUGCAUGAUUCUUCCUGUCUUGAUUCUUUUUGUAACUUAUUGCUGCAUGAUCUAAUUCUUCUUGUCUUUCAGUUUGUUGUACACUUGCACUGUAAUAUACUCUAGUUUUAGAACAAGAAACUUGCAGAUUUCAGAGACACUUCAGUGAAUCUGAAUUCACUCUCAAACUGUAACUCUGAUAAACUAUUCCAUUCCAUGUAAAGAAAGAAAGGGGAAAACUUGAUGAACAGAAAG